Messenger RNA from Exserohilum turcica Et28A, 5204 nucleotides. RefSeq lists its product as uncharacterized. Gene Ontology annotation, molecular function: GTPase activator activity. NCBI's taxonomy places the organism in Eukaryota, Fungi, Ascomycota, Dothideomycetes, Pleosporales, Pleosporaceae. Gene Ontology annotation, biological process: positive regulation of GTPase activity; regulation of small GTPase mediated signal transduction; negative regulation of TOR signaling. Gene Ontology annotation, cellular component: cytoplasm; TSC1-TSC2 complex; nucleus. The coding region runs from base 1 to 4893 and encodes 1630 amino acids. The record is from RefSeq and is a predicted model, not a curated record. The transcript has 2 exons.
AUGUCUCCGCCGGCGGACCAUGACCCUCGCACGCCCGACCGCCGCUCCUCCACCCAGGCUCUCUUCACGGCCUUCCGCUCCCUUACCGGCGGCCGCCUGAAGAGCCCGACGCCCCCGCCCUCGCUCUCGUCGGCCACCAGCACGCCCGCGCGCACGCCCUCGCUGGGCACCAUUCGUGCAGGCUCCCUCUCAGGCUCGCACCAUGCCGACGGCUCCCUCCACCGCCUCAGCCAUGGCGCCGGCCAGCGCGCCGUCAGGCCAGUCACGGGCGGCCCGCCAGAGCUCGACGAGCUCAUCGCCCAGCUCGACCGCAGCCGGCCGUUUGCCGAGAGGGUCGUGGUCGUGGACAGGAUAUGCGCCAUCCUGCAAGAGUAUCCCGUGCAGAACGUCUUGGCUCUGUGGUCCGUGGCUAGCGACCUGCUCCUGCCCGAGCAGCCAGACGACGUCGCCGACGUGGGCUACCGCCUGCUCAAGGCCUGCGCCUCGCUGGCCAACCUGACGAGCAUCGAGCGCACCGUCUUCUUCGACGCGGCUUGUCUGCGCAAGAACGACCGCUUCUUUGACAAGCGUCUCGACGUCGUCACCACCCUCACCCAUGACGGCCGCGACAUCGAGUCGUGCGAGUCGGGCAUGGUCUCGUUUGUCCUGACCUCGCUGGAAAACUGCUUCCAGGCCAGCAAGGAUGCCCUCAACGCCCAGCGGACCAGGUCGAAUGCGAAAAAGGCGGUUGCAGGCACGCCCCACGAGGUCGCCAACAUGUUCCGGGCCUUCCAGUUCACCAUUGACAUUUGCAAAUUCAACGCCAAGGUCUUCACCGACGACGACCUGGAUCUCCUCAUCAGAAGAACCGUCGCCAUCUGCAAGGCUACAUUCUACAGACCCGACGUAGAGUGCGGCAUCAAGCUCUUUGACACCAUCAUCACCUAUGUCCACGUGCCCACCAAGUCACUCCGUCCCUGUCUGCAAGUUUUGAGCGAAAUCCACAAGAGAAUCCAUGGCUUCCAGGACCAAGCGUGGAACACACUGAGCAACCUCUUCAAGUCUCACAUUGGCCAAGCUGCAAUAUCCGUGCUGCUCCAUAUGCUCCUCGAUGGCCCUACCCAGGACAAUCUCCAGGACAUCGACAAGAAAAGGCUCGACAGCAUGUAUACAGGCACAACUCUGGUCUUACGUCUCCUCCUCUUGGAAAAUGGUCGUAACGAGCUGCCCAAGGUGCCCAUGUCCCUGUUGUUCCCCGCACUGAAAGCGUCCAUCCAAAGGCCCAAUACCGACCAGGAACAAAUCAUCGUCAGCUUGAUAGAUACCGUUCUGGACCAAGACGGUAUGAGAGACUUGCUUCUUGCCGAGAGCGACCUGGGGGAUUUGCUCGAAGUAAUCUGUGUAUGCGCUGAGCGUGAUGAUGACCGCGUCCGCGCCAGACUUGCCAAAACAACGGACAGGCUCAGCAUUGAGAAGAAAGGCUCCAUUGAGAGACUAGGUUCUCCUCACGAUAACAAGUCGAGUAAUGGUAGGCCUGUGAUUCGGCAUCGGUUUGCCUCGUCCUCGCCGCCCAUAGGCGUAAUGGAGCACGACGACGACAUAGCACCACACGAUGAGAGCGCCCCGUCCCAACACGAACUUUAUCAACGAGAUUCCGCAGAUGGCAUAUUCAAAGUCCUGGUCAAGCUGGACCAUCUCAGCGACGCAUUUGAUUUUGUCCAGCGAGAAGCUACCAUGGAGCUCUUCUUGCGCCUUUCACACCGUGUGAGCGAUGCAACCGCAGAGAGAGUCAUCCGCUAUUUUGCCGAAGAACGCUAUCUCAACCCGUCUAAUGAAGAUUGGCUGCAUCUUUGCCGACGUCUUGUCACGGGCAUAUUCAACGACACCACCCGCCCGCGUUCACUCCGCACCAUGGUGAUACGAGUGCUACGGGAGACGUACAGCACAGUCGAGUUGCUGUGUGACAGCGAUGUUGUGUUGCAAUGCGAAGAACUCCUACUCAGCCGCAUCGAGCCUGAAGACGACAUUGAAGUCUUGCAGGAACUCGUAGACUUCGCCAUGUAUGUUGCCGAUCAAGCAUCCUUCGACCGCUUCUCUCAAAUUAUCUAUAUCUUGAAGAAACGUCUCGACCGACCUCAGCCUGCACCACCGGCCCCAUCGGUGCCAUGGCAACCUCAUCUGUUUCUCACAAAGGAUGACGGAUGUUCCCCAUGCAACGUAAUCACUAUAGCCUAUGUGCGGCUGUUUACUCGAAGUGUUACCCAUGCAGCACGGAAAACUCGCGUGCUUUACGAAGUACUGCGGGAGAUUGCUGGAGGCGACCGAUAUGCGCACGAUGCGCGCCUGUCGGCCCUCAAGUUGUUGUUCCGUUUACGUGCAGACGCCCGCUUUGCACUCAUAGUCAACUCUUCCUCCGAGGGUGAGCGUAUUGCUGCCGAGUUAUGCCGCACAGAAGAAACAGCCAUUACUGAAAGAAAUGACGAAUUUGUGCCAGGGGACUACGCUCGCUCUGAAGAUUAUUCUUCUUGGAGGGAAAACCGUAAGACUUCUGGAACUAGCCCCCGCUCUUCUCUCAACCGCCAUUCGGGUCGCCAGGUUCCGCCCACAGGACGCGUAUCAAGACCGAUACCUCCUUUAUGGAUGUAUCCGGGCCCAAUGGGCCUCCCCGAAGAGCCAUCGCCCGAAUCCAGUCGAGUGGUCUUCUCACAUAUCGAUGCUGCCAAAUAUCCUCUCAGCGAUGAUGUCUUGGACAUGGAAAUCACACUGUGGUUGGAGCUGAUCAUCUCUUUGCUCCAAAGACCGACUGAUUGGGAGAUAUACUCUUAUGUCCUCGUUCACCUCGGUCCCCAGCUGUCCAAUCAAGCAUUGGUCCGCAGUUGUGUUGUACAGCUCCAAAUGCUGCGAAACGUCCUUUGUGAACAGGUCCGAAAUGCGAGCUUCCAUGAACCGCCACCACACACUCUUCUAAAGAAGGCAGAUGUUGCCGUCUGCCUGUUCCAUACGUUGACCGUUAUCAUCAGCUACCAUGAGUACUUUGAAAAGAGUGAAGAAGACGAUUUGGUCAAAGCGUUCCUACAGGGCAUAGUCCAAUGGGACAGAACAUCAAAGUGGUGCAUCCAUGCACUCUCUGUGUGCUGUUUUGAAAUCCCACUCUCGGUCAGUAAAUCGCUCGAUAGCAUCGUCCAGAAGAUGUCGCAGAUUAUCACAAAACCAGCAACGGCGAUACACAUUCUGGAAUUCCUCGUCUCAAUGGCACGCCUUCCAGAGCUCUUCAAAAACUUUCGCGAGGACGAGUUCAAACUGGUUUUUGGAGUGUGUUUUCGCUACUUGCAGCACAUUCGUGACCAGCAGGGUCGAGCCACAAACGGAACCGUGUCUCAAAACGGUGCUCGGACGCUUAGACAUAGUGGUACAUCUAGAGACUUUGCGGCACCAGAACCCGGCGCGACGAGGCCAAGAAGUGUUGAAGAUGACCUUCCUCAAUACCUGAAUUCUCUCGCUUACCAUGUCAUCACAUUCUGGUUCAUGGCCUUGAAGAUGGAGGAUCGUCCAAAGCAAAUCCCAUGGAUCACUAGAAACCUGUACUUUACCGAUAGCUCUGGCCGACAGGUCAUGGAAGAACAAGGACAAGUCCUUGUGGAUAUCAUGAACAUGGUGGCAUACACGGAUCGCGAUCAGACGACACGCGAAGAAUUCUCUGUCAAGCCCGGAGACGGCGAGGUUUGGAAGAAGACUUGGAUCGUAGGCAACGCCCUGGUGACAAUAGAAACUGCUGCAAGGACCGGCACUUCUCUUGUCACGACACGCCGACCCUGCGGAACCAGGUAUCUCAAAGUGCGGCCACUGCUCACGUCGCCUCCGCGACAUCAAGUACCCAUUACCAUUGGUCUCGCAUCCGAAGCAUUCUAUUCUGAUACCUAUGUUGGCAUUCUGCCAGAUGACAUCUUCCAGUCCUUCUACGCGCCCCUGGACCUCAGCAACCCACCAAUUCCUCUGCCCGAUGACGAACCCACACGCCGUGCCAUUGCCACAUUUGACAGAAUUGCCACUGUUGACAACUACAAAGUAGGAGUCAUAUACAUUGGCGAAGGUCAGACGAAUGAAAGAGAGAUUUUCAUGAACGACAUUGGAUCUCCCGCAUACACAUCGUUCCUUAGCAACCUAGGCACGCUUUGUCGCUUGAAGGGUGCAAAGUUCAACACUGGCGGUCUCGACACACGCGAAGACAUGGACGGCGAAUUCACUUACUGUUGGCGUGAUCGCUGCACGGAACUCGUUUUCCACAUCCCCACUAUGAUGCCCACGAACCCCGACGACGAGAUGACGUAUCCCAACAAGAAGCGCCAUAUUGGCAACGAUUUCGUUAACAUCAUUUUCAACGACUCCGGUCUCCCCUACAACUUCGACACCUUUCCCUCGCAAUUCAACUACGUACACAUUGUUAUUUCCCCCGAGUCGAGAGCCAGCUUCGUUGAUCGCCGGCUGGACUCUGAUCCCGAGGGUAGAAAUCGCUACUACAAAGUUCAAGCCAUUUCCAAGCCUGGCUUUCCCGACAUCUCGCCUGCUGUUGAGACCAAGAUUAUUUGCGGAAAGUACCUCGCCGACUACUGCCGUCUGAUUGCUAUCAACGCCGUCGUGUUUUCCAACGUAUGGUUCAUCCGAGAAGGAGGCGAAUCAAGCUCGUCUUGGCGCAACAGGCUGCGCGAGAUCAAACGUCUCCGAGAGCGAUAUGGCGCCAACAGUGUCCAGCCAGGCCACGUACCACCAACAUCACCACCGGCAACCCAAGGCCUUUCAAGCCCACCAUCCCGGGAACAGAAUCUGGUUUCGCCUUUUCAGCGGCUGAGUAUCGCAACCCAUGUCACCGACGGCACCAGCCGCAGCUCCGUCAGCAGUUCCUCGCACGACGUCUGAUAUUGCGCACCAAAAGUUUUUUGUUUCUGGUGUUCCAACAGGCUUACCAAUAUACCCAGGGGUUUGAUUACUACACAAAAGUUUUUUUUGAUUUUCUAUUGCAGGCCGAGACGGGGGUUUCGUGUGGAUGCAUUGCGUGGCGUUGUCGGCAGGGCAAUGCCUGAUGAAAAAGUUAUGUUGUUACUGUAGAAUCUAUACGAAAAGAAAGACAUGUCGGAAUGCGGCGGAGGAUGUGUUUUGUUAUGCUGUUAUUCAAAGUACCCUAUGUAGAUACACUCCCCUUUAUGAGUCUCGGUUCAGUUGCGAGUUGU